AUGAAGUGGCUGGUAGCCGUUUCGCUAGGUUACUGUUCAUUUUUAAUUCUUCGUUACAUACUGCGCAAAAGAAUUCUUAUUCGAGGAAAAACAGUUUUAAUUACUGGUGCUUCGUCAGGUCUCGGUGAAGCUUUAGCACGAUGUCUUUUCCGAAGACAAUGUCAAUUAAUUCUCCUAGCAAGACGUUAUGAUCGUUUGGAGCGAUUAAGCCAAGAGCUGAUGGAAUCGCAUCCGACAUAUCCAAAGCCAAAGCUCGUUCAAAUCGACCUGUCACAAUUUGAUCAAAUAGCGUCGUCGACAACCUUGUUGAAUAUUCUUCAACAAGAAUCGAUCGAUUGUGUAAUCAACAAUGCUGGUAUCAGUCAACGUUCAUCCGUACUCAGUACACCUAUUGAACUUGUGAACGAGAUAUUUCGUUUGAAUUACCUUUCAUUAGUUACAUUAACAAAAUUAAUUCUAACUAAAAUGAUCGAACGGAAACAGAAGAACGCAACUAUUGUGAACAUAUCAAGUUUACAAGGUUUGAUAGCUGUACCCGACCGCAGUUCUUAUUCAGCAUCAAAACAUGCCGUACAAGCAUUUAGUGAUUCGUUAAGAAUGGAACUUCGAGAAGAAUAUCCUGAACAAAAUCUUCAUGUUUGCGUUGUGAGUCCAUCGUAUAUACGUACGGAACUCGGUCAGCAAGCAAUGAGUCGUUUAAAUACAAGUGAAAGCCAUGCUCCAGACAACCAUUCAUCAGCAUAUGAAGCAGAUUACGUUGCAGAAAGGAUUACUAAAGCAAUUGAAUACUGCGAAGACGAUGUUAUAAUCGCACCAUUUCAGCAGAGGAUUGCAAUUUGGUUAAGAAGAUUCUGGCCUGAAGGAUUUUUCAAAUUGAUGAUUGCAAGAAAUAGACGAUUAAAAAGAAAAAAUUAA
This is a messenger RNA of Adineta ricciae, 915 nucleotides long. The record is from the annotation of a GenBank genome assembly. NCBI's taxonomy places the organism in Eukaryota, Metazoa, Rotifera, Eurotatoria, Adinetida, Adinetidae.